Hippocampus comes (tiger tail seahorse) is the source of this 7064-nucleotide messenger RNA. It is a transcript of the gene arhgef18b, whose product is annotated as rho/rac guanine nucleotide exchange factor (GEF) 18b. The transcript has 33 exons. The coding region runs from base 121 to 5211 and encodes 1696 amino acids. Gene Ontology annotation, molecular function: guanyl-nucleotide exchange factor activity. The record is from RefSeq and is a predicted model, not a curated record. Lineage: Eukaryota; Metazoa; Chordata; Actinopteri; Syngnathiformes; Syngnathidae.
GUCUUUGUGCAGAACGACCCAAAGAGGAAACUGCCCUGACUCAAUCUCUGGCUGCCAGUCAUCAUCGUCAAUCAGUGUGAGGACAAAGUCGGAACAGAACACCCUCGCACCUCCUUUCAAAUGGAACUGCCGGUACCACAGCAGCAGCAGCAGCAGCAGCAGCAGCAACAGCAGCAGCGUGCCACAGUUCCAGCUGACCUCCACAGCGCUGCUCGCAUGGCGGACGCUCCACUCAACAACUCCUGGCCCUCCUUCUCCAAGCUCUGGAUGAAAAGGUGGUCCUUCAAGAGAGCCUCUGAGUGCAAGCCACACAGCGGACCAAUUGGACAAACAAGUCGACGUGCUAGUAAACAAGCGAGUGGACCGUGGAGUGGACCACAUGUUGCACUUCCCGCUCCUGCGGGGACAAUGUCCUCGCCCUCUCCAUCGCCUCCCUCCGUCACUGAGGUUGUCUUUUCGGAGGGCACCAACGAGGAUCAGGAUGAAUCGUCUGUAGUGAGCGAGUCUGAGGUGAAAGGUGUGGAGGUGAGCAGCAGCACGGAUGACCUGCAAGGUCUUAGCUCUUCCUUUGGAGACUCGGACUACUUCAGAGACCUGGACAUGAAUCUCGACGGUCCGUUGAAAACCAGCAGUCCCGAGCUGGCCCCCCAGACCAUAGCGCCCCAUCUGACUGAGCGAGCAUCAUCCGAAGAAGCGCCCGGCCCUCUUGUGGUUACCCAGCUGAGCCCCAAACUCUUGCCGAGCUGUGUGAUUGACAGCCACGACUCCUUCGACCUGGGAGUUGGUCUGAGCGUGACCAUUGAUCUGGACGGACUGUUGGGAUCAAUGGAAGCAAGUCCCACCGAAAGAGAAUCAUGUAACCAUGGAAACACAGUGCGUUUAAAUGGAGAUGUUGACGUCGACAGUUUUCCUAAUUUAGUGAGAUCCAUGUCGACCUCGCGAAGACACAGCUGGGGUGUCCCCCUUGCGCCCAUCAACCUGGGAAGGAGACUGAGUCUCGACACCAUUGCCGUGGACAGCGAUGGAGAUGAGGAUGAAGAAGAGCACAAUGAUCCCUUCCAGUCCACCCAGCAGAAGACUGACAGUUGCAUUGCCUGUUCACUGGAGGAAACAGACGGUCCCAAGGAAAGGGUCUCCUCUCCCACCGCUAAGACUGAUGGCGUUCCCGGCAAGCAAGUGUAUUCCCGCUCGGAGAUCCUUGCCACGGAUGAAUGUUCACGUGCAGCACACAUCUCUCGUAUUGUGCAGACAUCCAAACAGGCUGCGAGGGCAGCAGGAGCAGAGGAGUUUGACCCUGAGGAACACCUGCACUCCAAUGAGGGGCAAAGUCAUAUGCUGAUGGUACAGAAAGUUCUGCAGGAGCUAAAGUUGUACCACGGAGCCAAACAGAGGAACAACAAAGCCAAUGACAAAGAUUCUGAAAAUGUCACGUGGUACGAGUUCCUCUCCAAUGAGAAUGAGGAAGAGGAGGAUCGAAGUGAGAAGGUAGAAAAAGGCACCAAGGUAAAGAGGACUCUCAGCUCAUUGAGGAACAGGAUGACCGGCUCCUUCAAUAAAGAUAAGGGUAAGAACCGAGAGAAAGAGCAGCAGAGGGGUAAGGAGAAGGAGAGGGAUCCUACGGAGACAGAGUUCAGCCACAACAAUGGGCAUGUUUUAGCGCUCGGCACUUUUUCCAGCUGCGCCACCUGCUCUCUGUGCGGCAAGACACUGCAAAAGAAACACAGCCUGCAAUGCAUGAAUUGUGCUGUGAAUGUUCACAGGAGCUGUAAGUCUCUGCUGGGUGAGUGCACCAGCACCAAGAACAAGAGAGAUUCUUUAUCGAGGACAGGCCCAUCUGGAUCCCCCAGUCUUGCACUAAAAGACCGCCACAGAGACCAGGAACAGUCAGGGGCAGCCUCAUCACAAACCUUGAAUGGCCACGCAAUAUUUGACGGCCCCCCUGGCAUGACCAUCAUUCCUCGGGGACCAAGUAACCAACCGACUGCAACAAAUAACAUCACCACUCCAGGAGCUCCUGCUUUAUACCUCGGCCACAGCCCACGCCACCACAGCAGCUCAGGAUCUCUCCCCGGAGAGAUGGAUGAAACCGACGCUCUUCGCUUCAAGCGCUGCAAUGAAGACACCAUUUCCCUCGUUCCCUCCACUACCGAGUCUAUAAUCGUGGAAGAUGCUCACUAUGCUGCAGUGCGAGCUGAUCUAGAGUGUGAUGCUCAGGACCUGGAAGCAGAGUCUUGGAGUUUGGCCGUUGACCAGCAGUUUGUUAAGAGACACUCUAAAGAGGCCAUGAAGAGGCAGGAUGCCACAUAUGAACUGAUGCAGACGGAAAUGCACCACGUGAGGACACUGAAGAUAAUGCUUCAUGUGUACGUGAGAGAGUUGAAGGAGAACCUCCAGAUGGAUUCAAGCAGAGUGGAAUGUCUUUUCCCGCGCUUGGAAAACCUCCUGGAGCUCCACAUGCAUUUCUUGUCCUCUCUUAAAGAACGCAGGCGAGAAAGCACUGUUAUGCCCACCGAGGGCAACUACACGGUGGACAGAAUAGCAGACAUACUAAUUGCGCAGUUUUCAGGUGAUGUCGGCGAGAAGAUGAAGGAGAGCUAUGGUGAUUUCUGCAGUCACCACACUGAGGCUGUCAGCUACUACAAAGAGCAGAUGCAAACAAACAAAAGAUUCCACAGCAUCAUACGGAAAAUCAACAACCUGUCCAUUGUGCGAAGGUUAGGAGUGCCUGAGUGUAUGCUGUUGGUAACACAGCGCAUUACCAAGUACCCAGCUCUUGUCGAGCGCAUCCUACACAGCACCGAAGAGGGUACCGAUGAGCACACAGAGCUGAACCGUGCGCUAGCCUUGAUUAAAGACACUAUUGUUCAAGUGGACUCAUUGGUUAAUCUGCACGAGAAGACAUGUCGCCUUCGUGACAUCCACAACAAGAUGGAGCCAAAGGCCCUGGGCAAAAUCGAAGAUGGCCGAGUGUUUCGCCGAGAAGACUUAGCGCAGGGUCGCAGACGUCUCCUGCACGAGGGCACCGUCAACUGGAAAGCUGCCUCUGGCAGACUCAAAGAUAUUCUUGCAGUUCUCCUUUCUGAUGUGUUACUCCUGCUACAAGAGAAGGAUCAGCGAUAUGUAUUUGCAGCAGUGGACAACAAGCCAUCAGUCAUCUAUCUUCAGAAGCUGAUUGUUAGGGAGGUGGCACAUGCUGAGAGAGCCAUGUUUCUGAUCUGCGCGUCCUCCAAUGAGCCGGAGAUGUACGAGAUCCACACGACCUCUAAAGAAGAAAGAAACACUUGGAUGACCCAAAUCCGGCAAGCUGUUGAGAGCUGUCCUCAUACAGAGGAGAGGCUGUUCAGUGAAGAGGAAGAAGCUCGAGCUUCCAGGUUCAAAGAAUUUCAAGAACGUCUGAGCCAGAAGGAUGCAGUGAUUGUCCAGGCGCUCUCUGAGAAGCUGCAACUUUUUGCAGACAUGGCAGAGUCUGUGGCAGGUCUGGAGGACACAGCUUCCCGCUCCAAGCUUCUUUUACGGGGUGAUGCCUCAGAUCUCCAGCAGGGGGAAGCCUUGCUUAAAGGAGCCAUCACUGAGGUGGAAAACCUUCAGAAUUUGCUCCAGUCUGGAGUGCGGCGUGAAGUCUUAUCACAUCAAAAUGAAGGGAGCAGCUCUGGACUCCUGCCCAGGAGAGCAGACACUUUUGGUGGCUAUGACAGCAGCCCCACCAUCCUCACUAAGAAUGGCAACAUGAAGAAGAACUUUUCUGGCGAAUCCAGAAACAGAGACCGGAGCCAGCGGGCCAGCUCUGACCCUCAGCUCAAAGAUCUCUGUGGCAGCCAAACUCUGGAGCAGACGGUUGAUGAGAGCUGCUGCACACCAACGAAAUGGAACAGGAUCUGGUCCAACUCAUUCCCCGAGGCAGAGUUCUUUGACAAACUAUUAAUGCUUUCUCAAAGGCUCUACAGUCUUCAGGCCAUCAUAUCUCAGCAGGACAGCCACAUUGAGCUGCAGCGUGUCUCGCUGACAGAGCGCGCCUCUCUGCCUGGGCGCCACCGCGGGAACGUGCUGCUAGAGCAGGAGAAGCAGCGCACGCUGGCCCUGCAGAGAGAGGAGCUCGCCAGCUUCCACAAACUGCAGUCUCAGCAUCGCCAGGAACAGCAGCGCUGGGAGAAGGAGCGAGGGAAGCACCGCCAACAAGUGGAGGCCACAGAGGCAAGGCUGCGGCAAAGGGAGGAGGAAUGCAGGCGGCUGGAGGAGCGACUGGCAGAAGAGAGGGUGGAGUUGGAGAGGCAAAGGGAGACGUACCAACAAGACCUGGAGAGACUCAGGGAGUCCACUCGCGCAGUCGAGAAAGAGAAGGAACGCCUAGAACACCAGAAGAAGAUCAAGAGGAAAACCAUUGAGGUGGCGCCAAUGUCCGGCAGCCUAAAUGGGGAGCUCCUCUUAUCCUCUGGCCUCAGCAGCUCUACCGGCCUCUCCGACACACCUCUGCCCCCGAAGGCCCUGGUGCGCGGCAGCAUGUCGGUGGCACCGGCUGACUACCCCGAACGGCCUGAGGUGACGCUGCGGAGAGACGUCAGCUCCUCCACCCUGCCGCUGAAAACGGAAGUGCCGCUGCACCUCUUCAGCACCACCAACCAACAGCACAAAUUGGUGGGAGUGCAGCAGCAGAUCCCCACCAAGUUGGCCGCCCUCAGCAGCGGCAAAGGCAAGGGAGUGAAGAGCGGGAAGGCAUCGCAGCGUACCGACAGUACUGCCUCGGUGGACAUGAAGCAGAUUCUCCCCCUGAAGCUGUCGGCACGUGACGACAGCGCCGUCAAAGCCAAGCGCUCUGUCAGCCCCCACCAGCCAGCGCCGCUGUCUGCGCCUCCUCUGCCUUCCUCCCUCCAUCAUCACAGAGAUCACCAGCAAAGUCCUUUGGACCUUUUUGGACCAGAUUCUCAAUCCAACAUGAUUAGCGGCAGCCACCCCGCAACAAUCCAGAAGCCCCCCGUGCCACCCUCUCAGCCCUCUCUGCAGUCUUCCGUGCAGCCUGCCGCCAUCCCGGCCCACUCGCACACCACCGCAUCGCUGCAGUUCCCGGCCCAGGUGCAGCCACAAGGCCUUGGCUCGAACCCCCACAUGCUUGCGCAGGGCCUUGGCCUCAGUCACAGCAUGCCGCUCCCGCCGCCGCCGCCGCCCUACAACAUCAACACAGAAGACCUCAACAAGGAAGACGUCAUCUUCUUCUAAACUCUACUGAGUCUCUGCUAUGGAACAGCCACCUGGUGGUCUCUUUUUUUUUUUUUUUAAUACUUGUAGCUCAUUUCUAAACCCAAACAAGAGCAGCGCAAGUGUGGCAACCUUGGGCCUGUUGAAAUGAACGUACACCAAUCCAAAGAUGUCAGCCGCUGAUUUGAAGACGACACUGCCAGGUGCUGAGGCGUCGAAGAAGGGAGGCGCCGAGGCCCGACUGUAGGAAGUCCCCAGUGAUGGAACGCUGUCUGCUUGAUGGUUCAUUUGCACAGUGUAAAUAUUCCAUACCUGACUCUUGAAUGAGCCUUUAUGGUUCAUUUUAUUUUAUUUUUUUGUAAUGGUUUGUACAGUUGUCAGACUAUUUGGAUGUUUAGUCACUUCUGUUCUUAAUUAUGCUUUCAUGGAACAUUUUAUUUGCAGUCAAGUGCUGUUUUCCAGCUCGGACAAGCCCAAAAAUGAGCUAUUCAGCACAUGUUAGACGCCACACCUUGACUCGCUCUGAAAUAAUUUCUUGAAAUCUGCUUUCCCUUCCCCAUCCAUCCAUUAAAAAAAAAAAACUGUUUAUUUUGUUUAAGGAGCCCAACUCAGCACACUUAGGCGGUAUACCCUUGACUAAUCACCUGUCAGUCAAUUUUAAGGUUAAAUUGAAGUGUAACAAGAACGAUUCUGACAUCAAAUCAUAAUGUACCUGUUUGAUAUUAUUGCUGUGACAGUGAUUGAUAUUUUUGGUCUACCGCUUCAAGGAAAAAUACUUUCCCGUGCUGUAAUUCCACCAUGCUGAGACUCGCAGGACAAAGCCUGAAGGUCAUUACUGCGGACAAGCUCGAAACUGUUUGAACACAUUCCUCGCUUCCUCCCACUUUGCGCUCUUCCUCUUUUCUGAGCUGCAGUCACGCAGGGAAGGAGUCUCCCGUUCAUGUCUUGGCCUGCUGAUCAUUUUUCUGUCGGAAUGGGGUCACAUCUAUAUCUCACAUGUGAUGUAUGUAUGUUGGAACAUGGCACUUUUAUUUUAAGGUACCAGCUACGGCAAUCGCGCGUGUGUGUGAUUGAUGACUGAUGACGUGUCAUGAGCAGAUACUGUGGCAGAAAGCUGAUGUCAGUCUUGAAUGUGACUGAAGAAACAUGUCGAUGUCCAUCUCAUGACAUCCAUUAACUUAAGCGGAAAUGUCCGUGAAUCCCUUCACAGACAUUUGUCACCUGUGUAUAUUGUGUCCAUUUGUGUACAUAUUCUUUUUUUUUCCUCUCAUUUUUACAUUAGGUACAGACUUUAUUUGACAUAGCAUAGACGGUCAGAGAACUCACGGUCGUUGAAGUUGUUUAAAAAAAAAAGUGUUUUACCGGUAAUCUCUUUUGUGUUUAUGUAGCAUUGAAGUCAAGGUGCACUGCCCACCGUUUUCCUCCAAUUCCUCACUCGUGAUGUGUCACUAAUGCAAAAUCCUCUUGCUCAAGUAGAUUUCUCUCCCUUGCUGUUAUUGUGCUCCCUAACUGAUAUUCUUCUAAACACCUUUUUUUAUUUGCCAAAACGGAAUUCACCUGAAGUUUAAUCAUUGUGUAAAAACUGUUGAUCAAGAAUUCUUUUUCUUUAUGUCGGCAACCAUCAAGCGCCCUCAUCAGCAUUGUUGAUGGUUUGGCAAACAAACGUCUCCUGGCAAAGACAACUGGGCUGGCAGCGUCUGUUCAUUUUUGUGCUCAUCAAACAUCCCGUGAAGCCCAAAAUGUUUUAUAACCUGGCCGCAUUUUGAGUUGAAGUGACAGACGCAAGACAGUGGAAGAAAGCAAGGCAUUAGACAAUAAAACAUGAAUUACAGGUUUGGGGACAGCCGCAUAUUGUGAGGAAAUGGUAGCAAAAA